Ectocarpus sp. CCAP 1310/34 is the source of this 1270-nucleotide messenger RNA. The record is from the annotation of a GenBank genome assembly. NCBI's taxonomy places the organism in Eukaryota, Phaeophyceae, Ectocarpales, Ectocarpaceae.
CGUGGUCGUGGACAAGCGUGUCAACGACAGAAUCUUCAUCUGUCUCUAGGAGCAAGCUACCGCCCACGGCUUCACUCCUUGAAACUUGGCGUCAGGUGGCAUUACACGGACACCAUGUCCAGCGGCAAUGUGGAACUACUGGGCGACAAUGUGGAAAUCCUGGAUUACGAACCCGAGGGCGAGGCUCCCACCGCAGAGCAGUUUCCAGCGGCCGUUUCCAGCGGCCGGUGCGGGAGACGAGAGUCCCCCCAUGCCCAUUGUGUUCACCGUCAAUAAUUUGCUGGCCAACAUCGCCACAGCAGAUCCGGCGGAACUAGAGCGGGCCUACAACACCGGACGUGCCUCUCUGGAGGAUAUUGUAGAAGCGGCCCAUCUGUCGUCCGAUUCCCCCCUUUCCGUUCCUCCUUUCUCGCUCCCGCCGGAAGACAAAUUAAUCCUCUUGCCCCACGACGAGUUUAUGGCGUACCAAAGGUUAAACGAGAUGUGGUGCGACGGUCUUGCUGGGAAGAUAGCAGAGGCGGAGGCGCGAGAGCAGGCGAAGCGUGAGGACGCGGAGCGCUUGGCGGAACGUGAGGCUGCUCUGGCUGCUGCGGCGAGGAAGCAGGAGGAGGAGCGUGAGGCUGUUCGGGCUGCCGCGGCGAGGAAGCAGGAGGAGGAGCGUGAGGCUGUUCGGGCUGCUGCUGCGAGAAAGCAGGAGGAGGAGCGUGCGGCUGCUCUGGCGGAGAGUGAGGGNGCUGCUGCGGCGAGGAAGCAGGAGGAGGAGCGUGAGGCUGUUCGGGCUGCCGCGGCGAGGAAGCAGGAGGAGGAGCGUGAGGCUGUUCGGGCUGCUGCUGCGAGAAAGCAGGAGGAGGAGCGUGCGGCUGCUCUGGCGGAGAGUGAGGGGUAUCUCCAAGCGGCUAGGGCGAAGCAGGGGGCGCUCCGAUCGCGGCUGGAGGAGCUGGAGCCCCGCCACCAGGACCCGCGAGCAGCCCCCUACCCCCGUCGUCGUGUUAUCGUCCCCCCCCCACGCAAUCCCAGGUGCCCCUUGGUUCCCAUAGUACCGCCUCGCCGCACGAGAAGGAGCGGGAGGUGGCGGCUUCUCCGACGAACAAGAAGGAGCGGGAGAGAGCAGCGACUCCGGAGUUUUCGGUGAUGUUGGGCUUCCGGCCGAUGCUGAAGACGGAGCAUCGUUUGCGGUCGCAACCACGGUGUACGAGUUCCACGUUGGAGAUACAGCGUUCCUGUCCCGCCCGUUGGAGAUGCUUGCAGAAAAGUAACGUUACACAAUGAG